CAACAUCCAAACACGACCACCAACGUAGAACGCGUGCGUACAUCGCAACCACGAGCGAGAUUGCGGAGCUGAAGUCUUGGGAUGGCCAAUUUCAAUCAUGAUCGCGUACAACACGCUUUAAAUGAGCUCCUCAUACGCAUAGUCCCUGAAUACCCCGACGAAGACGAGGAGGCGGCCAAUGAUAGAUUCGAAGAAGCAUUCGACUAUGCGCUGAACGAGUUAACAACAGCGCCAGAGCCCUCCGUAGCCCCAGAUAUAAAUCAUGUGGCGGAUCUGAUUGACAGUAAAAUUUCCCAUAACGAAGAUGGCUCAUAUAGCAGCGCUCGAUUUCAGAACCUCCUCUCCCGUCUUCUCGCCCAGCCGGUUUUGGACCAAAAAUGGCGCAUGCUUCACUUUCUGUAUAACCUCUCCGAUCUACCAUCCGACGCAGACCUUCCUGACCAAGUCCCCGGGCACUCGCGCUUUCCUACCACACCUACCAAACCCCACGGGACUCACACCGCCGCCCUUGGUAGCCCUGCCUUCAAAGAGGCCUUCUCGAAACCAGGACUAUCACAUAUACCAGUCAAUAGUGGCUCACCCAAGGCAGCACCUCAGCCGGCUCCCCUUGUUGACAGAACAUUGAAACGGAGAGACAGGACAAAACAGCAAGUGAGCAGAGAAGAGUCGGUGGAUGCUGGGGCGUCGGAAGAGCCCAAGGCCGUCUCUGGUCCCACUGAGCCUGCUCUUCUCCGUGACCUGCCCUUCACGCUCCAAGGUGUAUCAUCAACUAAUCUAGUGUUCGCAUCGUCAACCGCUCUCAAGCUCCCGCCGACCCUCACCGUGCCGCUUAUAAGCCUCCUCCACACACUCGCCGAACCGUCACUUUUAUAUCGCGGGCUGUCCGAAUUCGUUGAAUCGGCAGAAGGUGGACUUGUUGGGCAAAGCUUUCGAUCAGCUCUAGGGAAGGAGCUACGGUCAUACCUGGGGCUAGUCGCUACCUUAGAAGGCCAAAUUCGGAGGGCACUGGCGCAGCUGGACGAGUCGCAACCACAUCACGGUCUUGGAAAAGCUGGAGUUACACUGAAACGAUGCGUCAUAUGGACCCGAGAAGCCACAAUGGGAUUACGAUUAAUGAGUUUAUUGGUGGAAGAGUCGAAAGAUAAGAAAGGAGGCCAACUUAUAUCCCUCAUUCAUUCAUUUUCCCUGACCCAUGGCGAUCCGUACGUCUGCGGAUUUGCUGAGCGCCUUUUGACGCAUGUUACACGGCCAUUCUACGACAUGCUCCGGCAAUGGAUAUACGACGGCGAACUGGCAGAUCCCUUUGGCGAAUUUUUCGUCUCCGAGCAAAGUGAGGAUGAGAUCAACGAGGCGAACGGAAAGGAGGACAAAGGCGGAGCAACCAGUGUCUGGGAGGACAAGUAUAAACUCAAUGAGCGGAUGAUGCCCUCAAUCAUCACCGAGGAGUUUGCAAACAAAGUCUUCCUCAUAGGCAAGACGCUGAAUUUCAUCCGCUACGGGUGCGGCGAUGCGGCAUGGGUAGACACAUACUCCAGGGACGCAUCUAAAGAGCUACACUACGGCGACACAGCGAACCUAGAGCGGUCGAUUGGGGAUGCCUACAAAACCACCAUGGCACGCCUCAUUGACCUUAUGGCGAAUAAGUUCAGGCUGUUCGAGCAUCUAAAGGCGUUGAAGAGGUACCUUUUACUCGGCGCUGGCGACUUCAUUGCCGUGCUCAUGGAAUCACUCUCGCAAAACCUCGACCGUCCAGCGAACACUCAAUACCGCCACACCCUUACAGCGCAACUGGAGCAUGCAGUACGCAACUCGAACGCCCAAUUCGACUCUCCCGAUGUCCUCCGCCGCCUUGAUGCACGCAUGCUGGAGUUGUCCCAUGGCGAGAUUGGGUGGGACGUCUUCACUUUAGAGUAUAAGAUCGAUGCCCCUGUAGACGUCAUCGUCACGCCCUUUGGUUCCAAGCAGUACCUCAAAGUGUUCAAUUUUCUCUGGCGCGUUAAGCGGGUAGAGUUCGCUCUCGGAUCAACCUGGCGCCGCAUGAUGACUGGUGCUCGUGGUGUCCUGGCAACAGUGUCGGACAAGGUGGGCGUGGACUGGAAGAAAGCGCACUGUGCGGUGGCGGAAAUGAUCCAUUUCGUCACGCAGCUGCAGUACUAUAUCCUCUUCGAAGUUAUUGAGUCCUCCUGGAACGAACUCCAAGAGGCGCUUAAUAAGCCUGAAAGUACGCUUGACGACCUCAUAGAAGCGCAUGCAAAGUACCUCAUGAAUAUCACUCGGAAGGGAUUACUGGGUAGCCAGAGCACGGAUUUCACUGGGCAGUUACAUGAGCUGCUGAAGAUUAUGCUGGCCUAUAAGGAUGCUGUCGAUGGCCUGUAUUCGUUCUCCGUCGCUGAGUUCACGCGGAGGCAAGAACACGUGGCGAAAAUCGAAACGCGAACGGCCGCCGGACAAUGGGGUCUCUCAGAAAAGGAUACAUCUGACUCCCCCGACCUGUCGACCUCCCGCCGCUCCUCGAAACGGGCAGACCCCACUGACUCCCCCUUCCCACCCCCUCUUCUCUCAAUAGGCGGCAAGAGCGGCAAAUCGGGUCUCACAGGCGAAGAUGACAUCCUGCCGGCCCUCCGGAAACGGUUAGCCAACCUGAUUGUGGAUUUUAGAGCUAGGGUAAAUGUCUUGCUUGGGGAUCUGAUCCAUCAGCCAGACCAUGAUAUGCGCUGGUUAGCCAUGGUGAUGAACUUCAAUGAUGUGUAUCAGCCGGUGAGACGGAGGCGGAAGACGGAUAAGAGGAGGGAGGCUAUUGCUGGGAAAGAGAAGGAGGGUGUAACGCCUCAACCGCCUGUGACGACGGCUCUCAAAGCGGCCAAGGGAGAAAAAGGGACGAGCUAAUGGAUUGCUUGGUGCGUCGGGUUUCUGAUAUUGGGCGUUCGGCAUCGCAUACAUCAUGUUUGUGGUUCUUAUUUGCAUUGGUUAUAGGAUAAGGGAUGGCUUAGGAAGACAUAGAACGAGGAUACCCAUAUUACGGCGCUGAAGAGCACGUCUGGCGGGCACAUCAAGGAAUGUCAAUUCUGGUUGCGUCCCCAGCAAAUGUCAAAUCCUCAAUGCAU
Messenger RNA from Westerdykella ornata, 3104 nucleotides. RefSeq lists its product as uncharacterized. NCBI's taxonomy places the organism in Eukaryota, Fungi, Ascomycota, Dothideomycetes, Pleosporales, Sporormiaceae. Gene Ontology annotation, molecular function: gamma-tubulin binding; microtubule minus-end binding. Gene Ontology annotation, biological process: meiotic cell cycle; microtubule nucleation; cytoplasmic microtubule organization. The record is from RefSeq and is a predicted model, not a curated record. Gene Ontology annotation, cellular component: equatorial microtubule organizing center; spindle pole; gamma-tubulin small complex. The coding region runs from base 82 to 2886 and encodes 934 amino acids. The transcript is spliced from 2 exons.